Messenger RNA from Trypanosoma brucei brucei TREU927, 1065 nucleotides. RefSeq names its product peptidyl-prolyl cis-trans isomerase (cyclophilin- 40), putative. Bases 1 to 1065 code for a protein of 354 amino acids. Gene Ontology annotation, biological process: protein peptidyl-prolyl isomerization; protein folding. NCBI's taxonomy places the organism in Eukaryota, Euglenozoa, Kinetoplastea, Trypanosomatida, Trypanosomatidae. The record is from RefSeq and is a predicted model, not a curated record. Gene Ontology annotation, molecular function: protein binding; peptidyl-prolyl cis-trans isomerase activity. The transcript has a single exon.
AUGGGCAAGUUCUGCUGGCUCCAAGUAACCAUCGGUGGGAAGCCGCUUCGAGAGAAGAUUGUGUUGGAGCUUUUCGAUGAUGUGACUCCCUUGACGUGUGCUAACUUCCGGGCACUUUGUACCGGUAACGAAGGGAAGGUCGUUGAAGGGACGGACACACCAAUGACUUACAAGGGUAGUACAUUUCACAGGAUUAUCGGCGGGUUUAUGAUUCAGGGGGGUGAUUUUACAAAGCACAAUGGCACAGGUGGGGUAUCCAUUUACGGUGAGCGUUUUGACGACGAGAACUUUGAUAUGCCAUGUGAUAAGGCCGGCUUACUAGCCAUGGCAAAUGCGGGACCAAACACCAAUGGAUCCCAAUUUUUCAUAACUGUAAACCCUGCGCACCAUCUUACUGGCCGGCAUGUAGUUUUCGGAAAAGUCGUGCGCGGAAUGAACACGGUACGCGCGUUGGAGUACGUUGAAACAGGUGCCAAUGACACCCCUCUUCAACCCUGUGUAAUUGCUGAUUGUGGGGUAAUGGAAUCACUUCCCGAUCCCGUGGAGCAAGUCGGUGGGGACAAAUAUCCGGACUAUCCGGAGGAUUGUUCUCCCGCACUGAGUGAUGCGGAACUCGUGAGAGCAGGGGAAGAGAUACGGCAAAUUGGAAACAAUCUGUUCAAGGGUGGCGACUACGAGAACGCCAUGGAGAAGUACGCGAAAGUAACUCGGUAUCUCAAAGCCGUCAAUAAAACCUCGGCAAAUGAGGGGACUAUUAAUGAAAUGUUGAUUGCUUGCCACAACAAUGCGGCAGCAUCAGCAGUGAAGCUAAGCAGGUGGUCGGAUGCGCGCAAUGCCGCCACGCGGGUUCUUGAUAUCGAUGGGUCAAACGUCAAGGCUCUUUUUCGACGUGGAACUGCCUGCCUUGGGUCAGGUGACCCUGAAUCUGCAAUCGCAGACCUUUCGAAGGCGAAGGCACUAGACCCGCAAAACACAGAGGUUGCUGCGAAGCUGCAGCAAGCAAAAGAGGCCGAAAAGGCUCGUACAGCCAAGUUGGCUUCCGGUUUGAAGAAGAUGUUUUCGUGA